This is a messenger RNA of Daldinia loculata, 1090 nucleotides long. Its product is annotated as translation protein SH3-like domain-containing protein. Gene Ontology annotation, cellular component: ribosome; mitochondrial large ribosomal subunit. Bases 96 to 830 code for a protein of 244 amino acids. Gene Ontology annotation, molecular function: structural constituent of ribosome. NCBI's taxonomy places the organism in Eukaryota, Fungi, Ascomycota, Sordariomycetes, Xylariales, Hypoxylaceae. The record is from RefSeq and is a predicted model, not a curated record. Gene Ontology annotation, biological process: translation. The transcript is spliced from 2 exons.
CAACUUUCAAGUUGCGUCUUGCAAAGCUUCCAAGAUUUCAACGACGCCCUUUUCCAAUCCGUAGAGGAAGUCCGGUGCAGAGAGCCUACGACACAAUGAUCACCCAAUCUGCGCGGCGGCCGCUGAGCAGCUGGAAGGCCGUCCUGCGACGUACCCGCCAGCAGCGGCAACAGCAGAUGCCGCAGCUAUUCCGCGCAAUGGCUACCGAAGCAACUCCCACGGCCUCUGCUUCUACACCACCACCACCACCUCCUCCUCCUCCGGCCGCCGUGAAACCCACGCUCUACGUCCGAAAAUCCAACCUCCCCCACAAACCCAUCCGCACCGCCUUCGCAGUCUACCCCCGCGUGCCCUCGGCUCGCAAAUCGCACCCCGCCCCACUAGACUCGUACCACGCGCAACAAAUCCACCGCCUAGACUACACCGGCGCCCGGCGCGCCCUAUUCUCCAAGUCGAACCCCGACGCCGCGAAGCCCGGCGACGUGCUGCAGGUAUCCACGCGCCGCGGAGGCGGGGAGCCCUUCGCGGGCGUAUGCCUGUCGAUCCGACGAGCAGGCGUCGACACCGCGAUCCUGCUGCGCAACCACCUGAGCAAAGUCCCCGUCGAGCUCUGGUUCAAGAUCUUCUCGCCCAACAUCACCGGUAUCGAAAUCGUCUGGCGACGGCCUAAGCGCGCCCGCCGCGCGAGACUCACCUACAUGCGCAAGCCGAAGCACGACAUGGGCAAUGUCGAUCACCUGGUCGCUGCCUGGCGGCGCACGAGGAAUGUGUUUACGACGAAGGGCCGGGGCAAGGGGAAGAGUGCUAGCGCGGUGGGUGCGAAGCGGUAGGGUAGGUAGGUAGUUAAGGGGGAGGCUGUAGAAAGUACAUAGAUUUAUGGCAGAGGAUGAGAUCAAGAGAAAUGUAACAACUUACUUUUCACUCGAUAUUGGUCUUGAACUACUGGAAGGACAGAGCAAGAAAAUACAAGGAAUUGAGAGUUGUAUUGGAAUCUGCGUGUACAAAAAUCCGUAGCUAGCUAUUCGGUAGACGUGUAACAUACAAAUAUCACAUACCUAUCAUCGUUCAAAGUCUACGUUUUUAAUAUAAC